Molecule: messenger RNA, 2142 nt
Organism: Scheffersomyces stipitis CBS 6054
Lineage: Eukaryota; Fungi; Ascomycota; Pichiomycetes; Serinales; Debaryomycetaceae
Gene: QNS1
Product: glutamine-dependent NAD(+) synthetase
Exons: 1
Coding region: 1-2142 (713 amino acids)
Biological process (GO): NAD+ biosynthetic process
Cellular component (GO): cytoplasm
Molecular function (GO): glutaminase activity; NAD+ synthase (glutamine-hydrolyzing) activity; ATP binding
Source: RefSeq, a predicted model, not a curated record
AUGGGCCAUUACAUCACCAUUGCAACAUGCAACCUCAACCAAUGGGCUCUUGACUUCGAAGGAAACAGAGACAGAAUUCUCGAGUCCAUUAAGGAAGCCAAACGUCAAGGUGCCAGAUUGAGAGUAGGUCCCGAACUCGAAGUGUGUGGUUACGGCUGCUUGGACCACUUUUCCGAAAACGACUUGUACGACCAUUCAUGGGAGACGUACGGUCAGAUUUUGGCUGAUCCAGCCACCCACGACAUCUUGCUCGAUAUUGGGAUUCCCAUUAUCCACAAGUCCAUCAAGUAUAACUGUAGAAUUAUAUCGUACAAUGGUCAGAUCUUGUUGAUUAGACCCAAACUCUAUUUGGCCAACGAUGGUAACUACCGUGAAAUGAGAUAUUUCACCCCUUGGAACAGACCAAAAUACUACGAAGAGUACCAGUUGCCCAAGUUCAUUGCUAAGAUUACGGGCCAGAAUAGAGUCACCUUUGGUGAUUGCAUUGUAGAAACCUUGGAAACAAGACUAGGCUGUGAGACCUGCGAGGAAUUGUUCACUCCAGAAUCUCCACAUAUUGCCAUGGCGCUUGAUGGUGUAGAAAUAUUCACCAACUCCAGUGGGUCUCACCAUGAGUUGCGUAAAUUAGAUACCAGGUUGCAGUUGAUCACUGAGGCUACCGAGAAGUGUGGAGGAGUUUAUCUUUACGCUAACCAGAAAGGUUGUGACGGUGACCGUUUAUACUACGACGGUUGUGCUUCUAUCAUCGUCAACGGUAAGAUGGUUGCUCAGGGUUCACAGUUCUCUCUUCAGGAUGUAGAAGUAAUCUCAGCUACAAUUGAUUUGGACGAUGUCAGAUCUUAUAGAAACCAGAAGUCGGCAUCAAACCAAGCUGUUAACCAAUCUUCCACCUACAAGGCAAUCCAGACAGAUGUCGAAUUGUCGCCUAGCUCUCAUGUAUUUGAUCCUACUAUCAUUCCCACCAAAACAAGGCCUAUCAAGUUCCAUUUGCCCGAAGAGGAAAUUGCUCUAGGUCCAGCCUGCUGGUUGUGGGACUACUUGAGAAGAUCCAAGUGUGGAGGCUACUUUCUUCCUUUGAGUGGAGGUAUCGACUCCUGUGCCACUGCUGUCAUUGUCCAUCUGAUGUGCAGAUUAGUUGUAGCUUCUAUAAGCGAUCCUCAGGUGUUGACAGAUAUCCAAGCUUUGACUCACGAUCCUAGCUUCGUGCCAAAGACGCCUCAAGAGAUUGCAGAAAAAUUGUUCUACACCAGUUUCAUGGGUACAGAGAACUCUUCGGCGGAAACCAGAUCCAGAGCCAAGGAGUUAGCUUCUAAAAUCGGGUCCUAUCACGUAGACUUGAACAUGGAUAACUUGGUCUCUUCUGUAGUUAGCUUGUUUGAAGUUGCCACUGGUAAAAGACCCAUUUUCAAGAUCUUCGGAGGUUCUCAAACUGAGAACUUGGCCUUGCAAAACAUCCAGGCUAGACUCAGAAUGGUUUUGAGCUAUUUGUUUGCACAGCUUUUACCUUGGACGAGAGGUAAGUCUUCUGCUGGUCUUUUGGUAUUGGGAAGUGCCAACGUAGACGAAUGCUUGAGAGGCUACUUGACCAAAUAUGACUGUUCCUCGGCAGAUAUCAAUCCUAUCGGAGGUAUUUCCAAGACUGACUUGAAGCGUUUCAUUGCCUGGGCCGAAAUCAACUUUGAGCUACCAAUAUUGAACGACUUUAUCACGGCAACCCCAACGGCUGAAUUAGAGCCUAUCACUGCUGACUAUGUUCAGAGUGACGAAAUAGAUAUGGGCAUGAGCUACGAUGAGUUGUCCAGAUUUGGUAGAUUAAGAAAAGUAGACAAAUGUGGGCCAUUGGCUAUGUUCAUCAAGCUUUACCACGAAUGGUCACAACCUCCAUAUAACCUCACUGCCGAGCAGGUAGCUGAAAAGGUCAAACGCUUCUGGUUCUUCUACGCAAUCAACAGACACAAAAUGACGACCAUGACUCCAGCAUAUCACGCAGAACAAUACUCACCUGACGAUAACCGCUUUGAUUUGAGACCAUUCUUGAUUAACCCUCGUUUCCCAUUUGCAAGCAAGAAGAUAGACGAAAUAGUCAAGGCUAUCAACGAGAGAAACAAGGAGAUUGACCUGAACAAUAUUAGUGUUGAUUAA